Molecule: messenger RNA, 540 nt
Organism: Triticum turgidum subsp. durum (durum wheat)
Lineage: Eukaryota; Viridiplantae; Streptophyta; Magnoliopsida; Poales; Poaceae
Source: the annotation of a GenBank genome assembly
AUGUCGUAUGAUCAGAUGCUGUCGCCGCUGCUGGGAGGCGCCGGGCGGUCGGCGUGGACGCCGCGGCUGCAGCAGCUGGGCGGCGAUGCGGUGACGAGGCAGAUACUCAAGUGCACGCGGUGGCAGCUGGAGGAGACCACGGACUUCGUCACCUGCCCCUACCACUACUACUGCGACAGCUCCUACCCGGGCGACUACCACUCCGCCGUCGGCGCGCUCGUCGCCGCCUUCGCGGCCUACUGCUUCGUCGCCGCGCUGGCCUUCGCCGUGCUCGACCUCGUCCGGAGCGGCGCCGCUGGCGUGAGGGGCGUCAAGCGGAAGUACCUGGUCCCCUCGGGCCCGUUCCUGCUCCCGCUGGUGCUGCUGGCGCUGGCCAAGGGGCAGCGCGUCAACGCCGGCGGCGCCGUGGGCGUGGCGGCAUACAGCCUGGUGGCCGGGCUCGUCUUCCUCUGCGUCUUCGGCAAGGUGUACAGAUUCUUGGCGUGGGUGGAGUCGUGGCAGUCGCAGUGGAAAUCCAGCCUCUGCCACGCCGUCGUCUGA